CCACACUAUCUCUUCCUUUUCUUCUUCUUCUUCUUCUUCAUCAAACAUGAAACUGAACCGCCUCUGUUUCCUUAAACCGGCGGACUUCGUCCAGCCACUUGAUCCUGAAGAACUUCAAAAACCCACCAACAGCAAUGAACAACAACAAAACAAACAGCAUCGCAAUCGAGAUUGUUGGUCUCAAUUUCAAGCCUUCCUCCGAGAUUCCUUCUUCAAAUUCCAAGACCUCAAAAGGGCUACUUCCUGUUGCUACGGCGGAUCCACACAGUUGACGCCGUCCGUCGGUGGCGGCGGCGUGUUUCACGACACCGAUGGGGUGCAGCUUUCUGAGAAAGUCGGCGGUGACAACCCCAGAAUCUUCAGCUUUGCAGAGCUCUAUAUUGGAACCAAAGGGUUCUGUGCAGAGGAAAUUCUUGGCAGUGGGGGAUUUGGGAAAGUUUACAGAGCGAAUUUGCCUAGUGAUGGAACUCUGGUGGCUGUGAAAUGUUUGGCUGAAAAAGGGGAGAAGUUUGAGAAGACGUUUGUGGCGGAGCUGGUGGCGGUGGCCCAUCUCCGGCAUCGGAAUCUUGUUCGGCUUCGGGGGUGGUGUGUUCAUGAUGACCAGCUAUUUCUUGUUUAUGAUUAUAUGCCUAACCGGAGCUUAGACAGAGCACUUUUCCGGCGGCCGGAGAACGGCGGGACGGAUCUGAGCUGGAAACAGAGAGUGAAAAUCGUGAGUGGCUUGGCUGCUGCUCUGUUCUAUCUGCAUGAGAAAUUAGAGACGCAGAUCAUUCAUAGAGAUGUUAAAACCAGCAACGUGAUGCUUGAUUCCAAUUAUAACGCUAGGCUUGGUGAUUUCGGAUUGGCAAGGUGGUUAGAACAUGAACUUGAGUACCAAUACAGGAUGCCGUCGAUGGGCCACCACCAGUUCCGACUGGUGGAAACCACUAAAAUAGGCGGCACAAUUGGGUAUCUCCCACCGGAGAGUUUCCAGAAAAGAAGCAUUGCCACUGCAAAAUCUGAUGUUUUCAGCUUUGGAAUUGUGGUUCUUGAGGUGAUCUCUGGGCGGCGGGCAGUGGACCUGACAUGUCCUGAUGAUCAGAUUAUCUUGCUCGAUUGGAUUCGAAAGCUCUCCGAUGACGGUACGCUGCUGCUCGCCGGUGAUAGCCGGCUGGUAGAUGGGUCUUAUAACCUGAUUGAAAUGGAGCGUUUGAUCCAUUUGGGUCUUCUCUGUACACUCCAUAGCCCACAGUAUAGGCCAAGUAUGAAAUGGGUUGUGGAAGCAUUUUCCGGUGGUCUGAUGGGGAAUUUGCCGGCUCUGCCAUCGUUUCAGUCUCAUCCUCAGUACAUUUCUCUGUCUUCCCCCACCGGUGGCAGUACAACUAAAAGCACUAGCAGCAGCAUAACCACGGCGACAAGAUCAGACACAACAACAAUCACAGUUAAUUGCUCAGAUUUUGCAUCAGCCAAUGGAGAAACCAUAUAUAUGACUGCUGAGAAUGGCAUCAAUAACAAUUAUACCAACAAUUCUGAUAGGUUUCUUGACAGAUCAAAAACCAUUCAAAUGAUUGAAACGCCAAGAGAAAUAUCAUUCAAGGAGAUUAUUUCAGCCACCAAUAACUUCUCCGAUUCGCAGCGGGUGGCCGAGCUCGAUUUCGGAACUGCCUACCAUGGCUUCCUUGACAGCAGCCACCAUGUUCUAGUGAAGCGGCUUGGAAUGAAAACUUGUCCUGCGCUAAGGGAGAGAUUCUCGAAUGAACUCCUAAACUUAGGCCGGCUUCGCCAUAGAAACUUGAUUCAGCUUCGUGGGUGGUGCACAGAACAAGGGGAGAUGCUUGUGGUGUAUGAUUAUUCAGCUGACCGUCUCUUGAGCCACCUGCUUUUCCACCAUGACAAAGGAGCUUUACAAUGGUGCCAUAGAUACAACAUUAUCAAAUCUCUGGCUUCUGCUAUUCUGUAUCUUCAUGAGGAAUGGGAUGAACAAGUCAUCCACAGGAACAUAACUUCAUCAGCUGUUAUACUAGAUCCUGAUCUUAACCCAAGGUUGAGUUCUUUCGCUCUUGCAGAAUUCUUAACAAGAAACGAGCACGGCAAUCAUCACGUAACCAUAGAUAAAAGCAAAUCAGCUCACGGGAUUUUCGGGUACAUGUCGCCCGAGUAUCUAGACUCUGGGGAUGCUGUUGCGACAGCGGAUAUAUACAGCUUUGGUGUAGUGGUGCUCGAGGUGGUAACGGGACAAAUGGCCGUUGAUUUUCGUCGUCCAGAGGUAUUGCUAGUGUGGAAGGUCCAUGAAUUCCUCUCCCGGAAAAGACCACUGGAAGAAUUAGCUGAUAUAAGACUGGAUGGAGAAUACAACCACAAAGAACUGAUGAGACUGCUGAGAUUAGGAAUCGCUUGUACUCAUUCAAACCCAGAUUUGAGACCAAAAAUGAGGCAGAUAGUUAAAAUACUAGAUGGAAAUGACCAAUGCUUCUCUAAAGAACAAAGAAUGGAAAGCAUAGAAGGUUGGAAACAGAGAAAUGCAACUUCUCUGUCACUGGUUAAGAGGAUCCAAGCUCUGGGAAUACAGUGAAGAACUCUCUUUUUCUCUUCUUUCUCUCUCUUUGAUCUCUACACAGAGUUCUUGUUCAUAUUUUGUAAUGUAGAUAACAGUCAAGUAUGCCUUUUGAUGUUCCAUUUUGAGUAUCAAGAUAGCAGUCAAUUGUGUUCUUCUUGCAUGUCCACAGCCUUAGACCAA
Messenger RNA from Cucurbita maxima (winter squash), 2716 nucleotides. RefSeq names its product receptor like protein kinase S.2-like. Gene Ontology annotation, molecular function: protein kinase activity; ATP binding. The record is from RefSeq and is a predicted model, not a curated record. Gene Ontology annotation, cellular component: plasma membrane. NCBI's taxonomy places the organism in Eukaryota, Viridiplantae, Streptophyta, Magnoliopsida, Cucurbitales, Cucurbitaceae. The transcript has a single exon. Gene Ontology annotation, biological process: protein phosphorylation. The coding region runs from base 47 to 2551 and encodes 834 amino acids.